Molecule: messenger RNA, 820 nt
Organism: Oxyura jamaicensis (ruddy duck)
Lineage: Eukaryota; Metazoa; Chordata; Aves; Anseriformes; Anatidae
Gene: TTC36
Product: tetratricopeptide repeat domain 36
Exons: 3
Coding region: 39-602 (187 amino acids)
Biological process (GO): cilium assembly
Molecular function (GO): protein binding
Source: RefSeq, a predicted model, not a curated record
GCUUGGGGCUUCACUGCAGGCACUGUGCACGCAGCACCAUGGCCACCGCAAAUGACAGAGCCAUCCUGCAGACCAUUUUUAACCCCAGCACUCCGUUUGGGGACAUCCCUGGACUGGAUGAGGAGGAGGACAUCCAGGAGGAAGAGGAGACCUUUGCGCCGGAGCUGCUGGAGCAGGUCCGGGACCUGGAGUUGCAGGGGGUUUCUGCUGCUGAAUCUGGAGAUGUGAGCACAGCCCUGGAACGGUUCAACGAGGCCAUCCGUCUGCUCCCUGAGCGCGCCUCGGGAUACAACAACCGGGCCCAGGCCCUGCGUCUCAAGGGGGAUGUGGCAGGUGCGCUGCGGGACUUGGACACCGCCAUCCACCUGGGCAAGGGCUGUGGCCGUGCCGCCUGCCAGAGCUUCGUGCAGCGGGGGCUGAUCCACCGGCUUCAGGCCCGUGAUGAGGACGCCCGGCGCGACUUCAAGCGUGCAGCACGCCUGGGCAGCGCAUUCGCACGGCAGCAGCUGGUGCUGCUGAACCCCUACUCUGCACUCUGCAACCAGAUGCUCUGUGAGAUGCUGGGGCGGCUGCGCAACCCCAACAGUGCCAGCAGCAAUUGAGGCUGCAGCCGCUGGAGCCCCCCUCCCUUUUGUCCUGGCCAAUAGCCAGGGGCAGGACUGCCUUUGAGGCCUCAGGAGGCUUGAAGCCCAGUGGAGGCAGCAGCACACAGCCUCUGUCUGAUCUAGGGCCACCCUGAGGAAAGCUUUCUGCCCCUUGGCUUUGUCUCAGCUCUGUUCCGCCCCAAAUAAAACCUCGCAGUCUGCUCAGCAGGGCUCUG